AUGCCUUCGUGUGCAACAAGGAAGAGACAGAAGGUGGAACGGUGGAGAUCGGAGAAACUCAGGAAACAACAGGAAUUAAGGCAGAAAAGAGGACAAUUGAAACAGACAGUUGUCUCUGAGGUACCCCUUACUGAACAGGAGAGGAAGCUGUUGGAAAAGGGACUUACGUUCGUGAUAGGCCCUCCGGCGCGUAAGAAGAGAGAAGAUGCGAUAGAGGAUCUGUGUAACAACUUGGAAACUAGUAUCAACCAAGUUUGGAGCAACCUCCGGCCGGAGCAAGGUAAGUCACAGGGAGCAAUUAAAAGAACUAAACUCUCCCUCUCUUUUAGGUACCUCCACCCCAGCAAACCAGUCCAGUGCCCAAACUACAACCUAGUAGGCCUUAAACCGGUAAUCCAGCAAAUGAAGGUCGACCUCAAGCGUGGUGCGGAACGACGACGCAACUGCAACCUCACAAGGGAGGAGAGGGACGCCCUAUCAACGCUGAAAGGACGCGCGGAUAUUGUGAUAAAGCCGGCGGACAAUGGAGGUACUGUCGUCGCCUGGAGAAAGGACAACUACAGGAACGAGAUGAAGAGGCACCUGGCAGACACUGCGGCCUACAAACAGAUACACAUCCAGGAUGAGGCGCUUAGAAACGCCCAAACGAGGAGUAAACGGAUAGUCCUCAAGCUGUUCGAAAACAAGACUGGGGACGGGAAAGGAGGACUCAUGCAGGCAGGGGCGAGAGAUUUCUUCCUAGCCUUUGAAUCCAUCAUUCCCCACCUCUACCUUUUACCAAAGAUCCAUAAAGCACUAGAAGAAACAACAGGAACGUGGCAAGGGAGACCGGUUCUAAGCGGCUGCCGGGCCCCAACAAGGCCGGUAGACUGGAUCUGCACAGCUCUCCUGAACCCCUUACUACGCCUACUACCGGAAAGAAUCAAAGAUACGACGGAUUUCCUCAAGAAAAUUGCAGAAAUUAGAGGCCCCGUCCCGCGAUGGGCCCGCCUUUUUUCCAUGGAUGUGGUAUCGCUCUACCCGGGCAUACCACAGAGAGAAGCUGCAAAGGUAGUAGCAUCUUUUUUUACAGAUAACAGAGCAAAAAUUAGACAGGAACUUCAAGACGCAGGAGUAUGGAGGACCCCCUCGAAAGAAACUCUUGAAGAGGCCAUCUUCCAUGUGAUGAGAAACACCCUUUUGCAAUUUGAAAGACGGGCAUACCGGCAAACCAACGGUACAGCGAUACGAGCAUCCAGUAGUGUGGCAAUCGCUGAAAUAUUUGUGCAUGUAGUGUUCGAGAGGAAACGAUCCCACAAGAAGGACGGACCGGCGGUAUAUUUCCGUUACAUAGAUGACAUCUUCGGAAUAAUGGAGGACCAUUUCCCGCGCCUAGAAGGUUUCUUUUCAUGGUCAUAUACAGUUCAUGAAAACCUUAAGUUUACCCUCGGGCACAGUGACUCCACGAUUAAUUUCCUAGAUGCAACAGUGUAUAUAGACCAGCUAACAAGGGAUCUGCAUACGAAGGCAUACUAUAAACCGACUAACCUUCAUACGUAUCUGAAAUUUGACUCGAGCCACCCACUAGCCUUGAAGAAAUCGCUACCCUACUCACUUGGACUCGGACUCAAGAGGAUUAACAGCAAAGAAGAGACGCUAUAUCCCCAGCUUGAUGACCUAUCGGAUAUGUUUAGGAACAGAGACUACCCAGAGACAAUAAUACAUGCGGCCCAGGAGACACUCAGAGAAAAAACAAGGGCAGAGCUACUCAGACCUAGAACACAAGAAGUAGAAGACAAGAGAGGGAUUCUUCCAACCCUUUUCUUCCCCGGCCUUGCAGCACAGCUUAAGAUAAAACUCCAGGAAGUAUGGACAUGGAUGAGGGAAACGUACAGUGAACAUCCAUCCUGGGUAAAAUUCCCACAAAACCCUCCCAUGAUCGCGUGGAGGCAAGGUAAGUCUAUAAAGGACUACCUUGUUAGAGCAGCUGUGGAGGUAGAUCAUCUCAACCGAACUGGGGGAGAGGACCAGCCCCAGGUUACAGUUCAAAGAAAUGAAACUUACAGACCCUAA
Molecule: messenger RNA, 2052 nt
Organism: Procambarus clarkii (red swamp crayfish)
Lineage: Eukaryota; Metazoa; Arthropoda; Malacostraca; Decapoda; Cambaridae
Source: RefSeq, a predicted model, not a curated record